CACACACACAAAGACACAGCCCCCAGCAUGGACCAAUCAUAACCGGGCUGAAGACGGAGACAGCGGAAUAGUGCAGACACUGAUCUUAAACUGCAGCUCAUUCUGCAGGUUUAGCUCUGAGUUCUGGAUCAGUAAUGGAGAAUAAUAACGGCACUGACAGAUCAGCAGAGCGCCUGGGCUUCAUCACUCGAGUACAGAGCUUCAGCGCCUGCCAUCGACUCCACAGCAAAUCCUUAACUGAUGAAGAGAAUAAGAGGAUAUUUGGAAAGUGCAACAACCCCAAUGGACAUGGCCACAACUACAAAGUUGAAGUGACAGUACGAGGAAAGAUUGACCGAAACACGGGAAUGGUGAUGAAUCUCACUGAUCUAAAACAGUAUAUAGAGGAGGCCAUAAUGAAACCUCUUGACCACAAAAACCUGGACCUGGACGUACCAUAUUUUGCUAAUGUGGUCAGCACAACAGAAAACCUGGCUGUGUAUAUUUGGGACAACAUGGUCAAGCUUCUCCCACCUAACAUGCUCUACGAAAUCAAAGUGUACGAGACGGACAAGAAUAUAGUUAUAUACCGAGGGGAGUAGACCACCAGUAUGCUUUCUGAGUGUCUAGCUGCAAGCUUCUGAGUGCAGGUCAGUAGGGGCAAGCAGUAAAUCUCAGCCCCUUAUAUAUGAUGGUAUUAGAUUAGAGUGAGAGUAUCACCUGCUGUGGCCUACACCCCUCAGGCUCCACGGUAGUGGAUUAGCCUAAGGCACUGAGAAUUUGGCUCAGCCAUCGACCAUGUGAGAUUGAUCCUAUUAAACACGGAGCUUACAGCAAUACAAAAAUCUAUUUCCAAAUUAAUUCAGCCUUUUUUCCUCCUUGUGUUUCUGUAUGGUCAUUUAGUCUGUCAUUGGUUUACGUGCAAUUAAAUUGCUAUGUAGCUUUUAAAAACUUGAGGUAACUGUUAUGUUUUUAGCAAAAUAAAUGUGUACUGAUAAAAGUCACCAAUCAGAAUGGAAAAAAAAUUCUCUUGCAGAUAUGCUCACCACUACCACUAAGGGGCACUGUUAGAGUUUUUUUUUUUUUUUAUGGGAAUCAGCAAUACAACCAUGUGUUUCUCUGUGGUCUGUUGUGGUUGCAUAAAUAAAACCCAGUGUAACUUUG
This is a messenger RNA of Astyanax mexicanus (Mexican tetra), 1143 nucleotides long. RefSeq names its product 6-pyruvoyltetrahydropterin synthase (gene pts). Gene Ontology annotation, cellular component: mitochondrion. Gene Ontology annotation, biological process: tetrahydrobiopterin biosynthetic process. The transcript has 6 exons. Gene Ontology annotation, molecular function: 6-pyruvoyltetrahydropterin synthase activity. Bases 135 to 581 code for a protein of 148 amino acids. The record is from RefSeq and is a predicted model, not a curated record. NCBI's taxonomy places the organism in Eukaryota, Metazoa, Chordata, Actinopteri, Characiformes, Acestrorhamphidae.